AAGUUGACAUUUUCAAUGUCCAAUCACCGCUCGCGUCCUGUUGCUGAGGCGGGAUUUGUCGGAAUACGGGUGGAGGGAAAUAAUGCUUGCUAGCAGCAGUUUUGUUGAGACUCUCUGUACUGUUUAUAUUUAUUAAAACAAGACCCAGAGGCCCGAGCAGGACUUCUAUCAGCUGUGUUGCGGCUCGGUUCAGGUUCGGCUGUUCAGUUGGAAUUCCAGCUGGACCUUCGGCGCAGGUGUGAGAAGCGGCUUGUGCGUGCGACAUGCUGGGUUUGAUAGAAGUGGACACGCGAUAGCCUUCGUAUGAGCUUUAAAAGAGAGACGAGACUGAAGACUGCGACAAGGAGGAAAAGGUGAAAGAUGUUCAGCACGACGCAGACGUCCAAGUCUCAGUUCCUGGAUAAAGCGCGUCUGGCGCGGGAGGAGAGGAAGGGGCAGAAGGAGAAAGAGCGAGCGGCUACGCAGAUCCAGGCUCUGGUGCGCAGGUUUAUCUGUCGCUGUAGACUGCAGAGAGAAAUCAGGAAAGAGGUGGAUGAGUUCUUCACAGGAAGCACGAAGAGGAACGCACUGUCCGUCUUUAAAAUCGCAAGAAAACUGUUAUUCAUAUUCAACAAAGAUGAUAAAGUGAGGUUUGAGAAACUCUGUCGAAUGAUUCUGGGCAGCAUGGACGCUGAAAACGAGCCGAAAGUGUGGUACGUCUCUCUGGCGCUUUCUAAAGACCUGACCAUCCCCUGGCUCAAACAGAUCAAAGACGUGCUCUGGCUCUGCUGCGAGUUCCUCAAAAAGCUCAAGCCGGACAUCCUGCAGGAUAAUAAAUUAGUGACUCUGUAUCUGACGAUGCUCAUCACCUUCACCGACACGUCCACGUGGAAAAUAGUGCGAGGGAAAGGUGAAACACUGAAGCCUGCAUUAAACAGAAUCUGUGAGAACAUCAUGGGUCACCUCAACCAGAAGGGCUUCUACUCCGUUCUGCAGAUUUUGUUGACCAAUGGAUUGGCGCGAUCCAGACCCUCUCUCUCCAAAGGCACACUCACGGCCAUCUUCACACUGUCACUCAGACCCGUCAUAGCAGCACAUUUCUCUGAGAACCUGCUGAGAUCUUUCCUCCUCCACAUCAUGUCCGUCCCUGCCGUCAUCUCCCACCUCAACACACUCACUCCAGAUUGCGUGGUUACUAUACAGACCCAUGAUCUCAUGAGGAAGUUUGUCCUGUUCCUGAGUCGAGAAGAGCAGUGUUUAGACAUCUGUGUGUGUCUGGAGGGAAGUCAUACACUCUGCUUACUGGGUAACCUGAUACAGCUGGGUUACCUGAACGUGAAGGUGUUGGAGCAGGAGGCCGCUCACUUCGUGAGAGAUCUGACAGACAUGUUGUCCUACUGCCAGAGAUACGUCUCUCAGAAAAAGUCCAACCUCACACACUGGCACCCGGUGCUGGGCUGGUUCUCCCAAACUGUCGACUACGGGCUGAACGAGUCGAUGCCGCUGGUGACGAAGCAGCUGCAGUGUCUCUGGGGCGUUCCUGUGAUCUGCACACUCUUCUGUGACGUCCUCAGCAAAAAACUGGAGGUGCAAGAGCCCACCCCUCCUCCUCCUCAACCAACCACGGCUCAGAACAACCUGCCCGUCAAAAAUCUGUUUAAGCGAGCUUUUCAGAAGUCAGCGUCAGUCCGGAACAUUCUGAAGCCGGUCGGGGGGAAGAGAGUGGACUCAGCCGAGGUGCAGAAAGUGUGCAGCGUGUGUGUGCUGUAUCAGACGGCCCUCACCACGCUCACACAGAUCCGCCUGCAGAUCCUCACAGGCCUGACGUACCUGGACGAGCUGCUGCCGAAACUGUGGGCGUUUAUCUGUGAGCUUGGACCUCAGGGAGGACUCAAACUCUUUCUCGAGUGUCUCAACAACGACACGGACGAGUCCAAACAGCUGCUCGCCAUGCUCAUGCUCUUCUGUGACUGCUCACGACACCUGAUAACGAUCCUGGAUGAUAUUGAGGUUUAUGAGGAGCAGAUUUCCUUUAAGAUGGAGGAGCUCAUCACUAUCUCUUCCUUCCUGAACACAUUUGUGUAUAAAAUGAUCUGGGAUGGCAUUCUGGAGAAUGCGAAAGGAGAGAAGUUGGAUCUGUUCCACAGUGUGCACGGCUGGCUGAUGGUGCUGUAUGAGCGAGACUGUCGCAGGAGAUUCACGCCUGAUGAACACUGGCUACGCAAGGACCUGAAGCCUAGUCUGCUGUUCCAGGAGCUGGACAAAGGCAAGAAGAGAACUCAGCUGCUGCUGCAGUACAUCCCUCACGUCAUUCCACACAAAAACAGGGUUCUACUGUUCCGGAACAUUGUGACGAAGGAAAAGGAGACACUGGGAUUGGUCGAGACAAGCUCCGCCUCCCCACAUGUGACACACAUAACUAUUCGACGCUCUCGCAUGCUCGAGGACGGUUAUGACCAGUUGCGUAGGUUGCCUGUGAACUCCAUUAAAGGAGUGAUCCGUGUGAAGUUUGUGAACGAUCUGGGGGUAGACGAGGCUGGGAUUGAUCAGGACGGAGUGUUUAAGGAGUUUCUGGAGGAGAUCAUUAAGAAGGUCUUCAACCCUGCGCUCAACCUGUUCAAGACGACCAGUGGGAAUGAGCGGCUGUACCCCUCCCCCACGUCCAGCCUCCAUGAGAACCACCUGCAGCUGUUUGAGUUUGUGGGUAAGAUGCUGGGUAAGGCGCUGUACGAGGGCAUCGUGGUGGACGUCCCCUUCGCCUCGUUCUUCCUGAGUCAUGUGCUUGGACAUCACCACAGCUCCUUCUACAGCUCCAUCGACGAGCUGCCCUCCCUCGACUCGGAGUUCUACAAGAACCUCACCUCCAUUAAGCGCUAUGAUGGUGAUGUCAGUGAUUUGGGUCUGACUUUAUCAUAUGAUGAGGAUGUGAUGGGGCAGUUAGUGUGUCACGAGUUGAUUCCGGGUGGAAAGACCAUUCCUGUUACUAAUGAAAACAAGAUUAGCUACAUCCACCUGAUGGCACAUUUCCGGAUGCACACCCAGAUAAAGGAACAGACCGGGGCGUUUAUCCGCGGUUUCCGCAGCAUCAUCAACCCUGAGUGGCUGCACAUGUUCUCCACCCCUGAGGUGCAGCGACUCAUCUCCGGAGACAACGCAGAGAUCGAUCUGGACGACCUCAAAAAGCACACUGUGUACUACGGCGGCUUCCACAGCAGCCACAGGGUGAUAAUCUGGCUGUGGGACAUCCUGUCCAGCGACUUCACUCCUGAAGAGAGAGCCAUGUUCCUCAAGUUUGUCACCAGCUGUUCCAGACCUCCUCUGUUGGGUUUCGCCUAUCUCAAACCCCCUUUCUCCAUCCGCUGUGUGGAAGUGUCCGACGACCAGGACACGGGGGACACUCUGGGCAGCGUGCUCCGUGGUUUCUUCACCAUACGUAAGAAAGAGCCAGGCGGCCGUCUGCCCACCUCGUCCACCUGCUUCAACCUGCUCAAACUGCCCAACUACAGCAAGAAGAGCAUCCUCCGAGACAAACUACGCUACGCCAUCAGCAUGAACACGGGCUUCGAGCUCUCUUAACACACACCUAAACAUGGCCAGACUCUCGUUCAGAAAUCAGCAGACAGAAAGUAUGAUGGAGCUUUCUGAGUUUCUGGGCAUGUUCAGAGAUGAGAAACAUUUACCUGCAGCAGCACAGGGGUUAGUCAGAACAUGUUCAUUACACACACACACACACACACACACACACAGAGAGAAAGGAAAGAUGAGACCCCUAUUCUCCUCAGCAUCUGAAACCAAAGGAUCUCUGCAGGCUUUCUUCACCUCAGCCUGGACAGUUGAUAAAACUCCCUCAGCAGAUCUUCUUCCUGCUUUCAUCUUCAGCUUGACCUCUUGUCUCUUUACAUGUAAACCCUCUCACUACUGUAUUUGGAAAACAUUUAGAACUCAUCACCACUGAUGGAUGUCGGUGUAGCACCAGGGUUUGGAUCGGGUUCUGGUGUGUCUGUCUUUCUCCUUACUCGCACUCCUGAACCUUUCCUUCUCAUGAGGAUUGGGACCGAACCCAUGGCAGUCGUCAGAGUGGAACACAGCCGAGGGUGUUUCUCAGGCUUACGCACAGAGAUGUGGACUCGUCUCUUUCUCCCUCUCGCUCUCUCUCUCUGCAAUGGAAAGCAAUAUGGAUCAACACAAAGCCAUGAAACACUACAUGAAGGAGGAACCUUCAGGAGAAGCAACAGAUCACGUGUUGGCUGAAGAGUUCCUGAGGCCUUUGUGUUGUUGCUGUUGGUUCAGAUUGUGGCACCAUGUGAGAGAUCGAGAAUAAAAUAAUUCCAUGUU
Molecule: messenger RNA, 4314 nt
Organism: Neoarius graeffei (lesser salmon catfish)
Lineage: Eukaryota; Metazoa; Chordata; Actinopteri; Siluriformes; Ariidae
Gene: ube3b
Product: ubiquitin protein ligase E3B
Exons: 27
Coding region: 361-3555 (1064 amino acids)
Biological process (GO): ubiquitin-dependent protein catabolic process; protein polyubiquitination
Molecular function (GO): ubiquitin protein ligase activity; protein binding
Source: RefSeq, a predicted model, not a curated record